Molecule: messenger RNA, 1434 nt
Organism: Drosophila mojavensis
Lineage: Eukaryota; Metazoa; Arthropoda; Insecta; Diptera; Drosophilidae
Exons: 2
Coding region: 102-1355 (417 amino acids)
Biological process (GO): negative regulation of protein sumoylation
Molecular function (GO): calcium ion binding
Source: RefSeq, a predicted model, not a curated record
CAAAAUGCUGUGUAUAAAUAGUGUCGUAAGGUCUGGUUUCAAAACAGAAUCAAAUUUGGAUUAAUCUCAUAGACACGCAUCGUCAGGGAGCAUCUUUUAAUAUGAAAUUCUUUGUUAUUGCCUUUGCUGUGAUCGCAGCUGCUGCGGCUACAUCUAUCUCUUCGGAGUACCUGCCACCUGUCGACAAUAACCUCGAAGUCGUCGCUGAGCCCAUCGACCUACCCGUCGAUCAGGGAGUGCUAACUGAUGAUGGCUACCGUUACAAGACCGUCCGCCGCCUGAAGCUCCGUCAUCGUCGUGAUGUCAACGAGCUGCCCUCCGCCGAGUACCUGCCCCCUGUUGCUGAGGUUGCCCAGGACAUCAGCUUUGCUGCUCCCAUCGAAUCCGCUCCUCUGGCUGAUGAUGGCUACCGUUACAAGACCGUCCGUCGUCUGAAGCUCCGUCACCGUCGUGAUGUCAACGAGCUGCCCUCCGCCGAGUACCUGCCCCCUGUUGCUGAGGUUGCCCAGGACAUCAGCAUUGCUGCUCCCAUCGAGUCCGCUCCUCUGGCUGAUGAUGGCUACCGUUACAAGACCGUCCGCCGCCUGAAGCUCCGUCAUCGUCGUGAUGUCAACGAGCUGCCCUCUGCUGAGUACCUGCCCCCUGUUGCUGAGGUUGCCCAGGACAUCAGCUUUGCUGCUCCCAUCGAAUCCGCUCCUCUCGCUGAUGAUGGCUACCGUUACAAGACCGUCCGCCGUCUGAAGCUCCGUCACCGUCGUGAUGUCAGCGAGCUGCCCUCCGCCGAGUACCUGCCCCCUGUUGCUGAGGUUGCCCAGGACAUCAGCUUUGCUGCUCCCAUCGAAUCCGCUCCUCUGGCUGAUGAUGGCUACCGUUACAAGACCGUCCGCCGUCUGAAGCUCCGUCAUCGUCGUGAUGUCAACGAGCUGCCUUCCGCCGAGUACCUGCCCCCUGUUGCUGAGGUUGCCCAGGACAUCAGCUUUGCUGCUCCCAUCGAAUCCGCUCCUCUGGCUGAUGAUGGCUACCGUUACAAGACCGUCCGCCGUCUGAAGCUCCGUCAUCGUCGUGAUGUCAACGAGCUGCCUUCCGCCGAGUACCUGCCCCCUGUUGCUGAGGUUGCCCAGGACAUCAGCAUUGCUGCUCCCAUCGAAUCCGCUCCUCUGGCUGAUGAUGGCUACCGUUACAAGACCGUCCGUCGCCUGAAGUACCGCAAGCGUCGUGAUGUUUCCGAGAUUGUCAACGAAUACCUGCCCCCUGUUGAGCAGGCCGUGAUCGAUGUUCCCGCCGAGACUCCCAUCCUUGCCGAUGAUGGUUACCGCUACAAGACUGUCCGUCGUCUUAAGCUCCGUCGCCACUAAAGAUACCCUCCCAAUGAAAUACAGGAACUGAGGUUGCCAACAAAAAAACAGGCUAUGACAAUCUCAAACGAAGUUAACA